UCAUUCAUAAUGUUAUUAUCUGUAAGAAGCGUUAACUGUUCAUCCGCACACGAUCCACUCGGCCGCGUAUACCUCUCCACGGAAAUACUCGUCGCGAUGUUACGUCAAACCACGAUUACACCGAUUACGUUACCGAUCGAAUAGUGCUAAUGGGAUACGUUAAGAGAUUGGCUGCGGUCGAAAGGGUACAAAAGUGUUGAUUUGUCGAACGAUGAACGAUCCCGAGAUCUCUCUCUCUCGAGUGCACAGAGCGGUGUACCGUUAACCGUACGCCUCGUUAGUUCCUGCUAUUUAACGGACUUUCUAAUACGCGCACGAACGAGCCGAAAAAACUAAACGGAAUCGAACGAUCGUUUCGAGAAAACACGCUGACAAUCCGAAGACGUUUGAAGUAACAUUCCGAGUACGACGACAGACGACGGACGACGAGCGAGACCGGAGGAAGAUUAACCAGAACAAGGCGGGGCAGUAAAAUGCUCCUCGGGAAAUGAAAAGAAAUCGGCUGAACGGUAUUGCGAAACGACGAAGGGACGGACAUUGUAAAUGUGCGAUAUUAUUCUUGGAUACGUACGUCUGCCGGCUUAAUAGGUAACAGUGGCAGCACGCCCCAAACAUACAGCAACGUAAAGUUCAUUGAUCACCGAACAACACGGACUCUCGUUCACCGGCACCUUCCGUCGUUACGAUCGUGUUCGCGUUACUCGUGUUAUUAACGAGCCGUUACCACCAUUAUUCCCGGCACAUAUUUUGCGUACGAUCUCCGAAUAUCCCCGAGCGACGGUCGAGGAGGUUUCCGAAUUGAACCACAUCACACACCUACGGAGCGCUUGUCUCCGCCUUGGCAUGAAUUAUACGGAACGUCAGUGGUUCUCAGUAUGCGACAAACGGCGCGAUUAUUCAUUGAUGGACUACCGCCGCACGGUGAUGUCCGAGUGUGGCAACCCGUAACCGCGAAAAGGAUAGAGACCGACGACGAACAACCCGAACAACUCGAACCCGAUACACAACUGACUCUGCCAGUGUAUUGGUCGUGCGGCCCGCGAUGCGUUCUACAAGGGCGGUGUCAUGCGAAAAGGCACCGUCAACGGCAUCUACCGGGCCGCUAACGAAACCGUUCGAAACGCCGGUUUCUUGUAUCAUCAGUUUCAGAAUGCUCCUCGCAUUCGGUCACUAUCAACGUUACCAUUUUAUUUGGACUUUUUGAAAAAUUCAAACAAUGGAUUUUAGACGAAUCGAUGAUGCAUUGUUUAACAAUUUUAAUUUGUUACAUUGAUAUUUCCAUUGAUACUGGUUCACUCAUUAGUAGAUGUAUGCUUCUUCGUACUAUGUAAUGACAUCUAAGUACAUCAAUAAGUAAUCAUCGAGAAGAAUGUAUUCAUUCAUCUUUUAUUUAACCUUUGAAACUUUAAUGUACGAGAAAUUGAAUUUAAUGUUCAGUGAAAUUAAUAGUCUCCAUUAUAGUUUAUUUAACUUUCAUUGGAGUUUAAUACGAACUGAAUUUAAUAGGUAAUAAAAUUUCUGUGCUAUUGCCUUUUAUUUAAUUUGAGGUAAUGGGAGAUGAAAGUAUAGAAUUGUGAUAAUUUUCGUAUUUGAUCGAGCAAGGAAAUUAUUUAUUUCCUUUUUAUUUUAAUUAAUUAGUUAUACGGCUUUCGUUUAUUUUAUUCAUUUUAAUUUUAAUUUGAUGAACAUCGGAUCAUUAUUUUUGUCCGCCAAUGCAUCGGGGUACUUCUGACGGUGUCGGUAUUUCAGAACGGUAGACAGAAAAGUACAUUGUAUGCAGUUUGUAUAUAACUUAAGUUUGUGUAACUUACGCUCUUUUACUUGUGAAGUUGCGUAAGAUGGCGCUGCCAAUCUAAACGCUGAUGAGAAGUGUCAAUUUACGGACGUUUCGAGUCUAAAAUUACAAAUUGUCAAAUGAAUAAAAAGAACAGCAACAACGAUCGUGAUCAUCGUAGUUUUGUGUUGUACGAGUAGCGAGUGUCAUAUUGGAACUUAUUUUCCUAUGGUACGAGUCAAUCACGACUUCAGAAUAGAUGAUUUAAUGUGAAUCUAUUGUAUGUGCUAUCGCAUUAAGAGACAAUGUCAGACGAGGAAGACACAGCGAUAUUGUUAAACAGUGCGAACAAGACCACAGAAACAUCUAUAAAUAAAGUUCCAAACGAGGAAUACCAAUGUAUACCUCCAAAAAACUUGAGGAAGCCAAUUCCAAAGCAAAAUGACAACCUAACGCCGUUGACAUCAGGAAAUCAGAAUGUUUUCGUUUCCAUGGUGGCAGUUUUAGCAGGGAUUGCUUUUGGGUGUGACAUGGGAGUAGCAAAACCUAUAGCUCCUCUAAUUAAACAUGAAUUCAACUUGAACUGUUUUGAAAAAGACUUUGUUAUUAGUAUUUGGUUUAUCGGAGCUCUUCUUGGUGGUUUAACCGGUGGCUUUUUAGUUGAUUCGUUCGGCCGUCGUUGGACAAUGAUACUAACACUAGUGUUCUUAACGUUUGGAGCAACAUUGUCAGCCUUGGCGAAUCAUUAUAUUCUGCUCCUCGUAGCGCGAAUAAUAUGCGGCUAUUCCGGAUCCGUUUCAGCUGUGGCGCAUUGCAUUUACAUGGCAGAAGUGUCUGAUUCGAAUAAACGCGGGUACAACGUAAUGCUGUAUCAGUUAGGCACGGCUACCGGAUUCUUGGUAUCCGUUAUUGCCGCUGCUGUAAAAAACAUAGAUUAUCAAUGGCGGUUCUCCAUUGGUAUAACAGCCGUUCCUUCCUUGGCUGCUUGUAUCAUUACCAUCAUAUUUCUUCAACGGUCUCCGCCGUUCUUGCUCUAUAAACGCAUAACGAACGUCUCGAAGACACCAUCGAAAAAUGCUUGGCACAUGAUUCUCGAAACCUUCACGAUCAUGGUGUUCUUACUGAUACUGCAACAGGGUACUGGUAAACGUCAAGUUCUAUAUUACGCGCCUCGAUUGUUCGCGUUACUGGGAAUUUGUUCAAAUGUUGCUGAAAUAACCGCUUUAAUAUCUCUCGGCGUGGUGAAGGUGUUCAGCACGGUACUGUCAUUGAUCAUAGUGGAAAGAUGCGGACGACGGACUGCUUUAAUUACAUCCGCAACAAUCUGCAUGACAACGAUAUCAUUGUUGUCACUGUUGGCUACCAUAGACAGAAGCGACGACAACUUAGGCAUAAUAACUCCUCAUUGCAAGAACUACCGCAACGAGGAGAUUAAAGUUCAGAACUCUAUACCAGCCGGAUCUCCACCGCCAUUUCCAUUGUUACCAACACCGUUGGCCAUAGUCGCUCCCAGUCCAGAGACAUGGACUCAAGUGAAAUCCUCUUGCGAGACUCAGAACAUUAUUGUCUCGGAAGGUCUUACCGGUGGUUUACGGAUUUUGGCAGUAAUAACGUUACUCGUGUACGAGGCUGCGUACGCUUUAGGACUUGGUCCGGUACCGUUGCUGAAUCUUACUGAAGUCUUCCCAGCCGCGAUACGAGGAAAGUGCAUUAGUCUUCUUUCCAUUGUCAUAUGGGUAACACACAUUAUUGCCACAGAAUCUGUUGUUUCUAUGAUUAAAUCACUAACACUGGCAGGAUCGUAUCUGUUCUACAGCUUCAUGUGUUUGAUCACCAUAUUUUACGUUUUCCUGUUCAUUCCAGAGACUAAAGGGAAAUCUCUGCAUCAAGUUGCUCAAGAGUUACGGAAAAUUUCCCUUGGAACACGGAUAUGCAACAAUUUGCGGAGCCUGCCGUUGAUCUGUCACAUCAAAUGGAUAAAGAAAUACGACGGGAACGCGAGCGCCGGGCAGAGCACUCUAAUUUGAACGUUAAAAAAUCCGAAUUUGUAUACCGCAAUGAUUCUAUGCAAUUUAGAAUGCAUUUAUGAAUACGUUUCAAAUGCCAACGAUUUUCCACAUUUUCUAUGUGUAGACGAUUCGCUGUUAGUUUUAAGGAACGAGAGACGUAAGGGUAUUCGCAACUUGUUUGUGCAAUAAUGUUGUGUUCACGAGGGCGUUGUACGUUAAUGACGCGUACCUGGUUAUUUAUACGAAACUUGUUUGACUGCCAAUCAUUGUAUUACAUAUCAGACGAACACGACAAGGAACGUCUAACGUGCAAUCAACUUUUAUACUUAAAAGACUGACAGUAUAGUUUAUUAUCAUUAUUAUUAUUAUUUAGUUUUUAUUUAUUCUUUAUUGAUUUCGUUGAACGUCGUAUCGAAAUUAUUUCAAUGGAAAGUGUAAUUGAACUCGUGCGUACAAACGAGAAAUAAGUACUAAGUAAACGAUAAAAGUAAUUAAUUGUAUGUUAUGUAGUAUAGUGAAGAUUGCACUGGUAAAAGUUAUGUUAACAUACAUAUAUAUAUAAAU
Molecule: messenger RNA, 4347 nt
Organism: Nomia melanderi (Alkali bee)
Lineage: Eukaryota; Metazoa; Arthropoda; Insecta; Hymenoptera; Halictidae
Product: solute carrier family 2, facilitated glucose transporter member 10
Biological process (GO): D-glucose transmembrane transport
Cellular component (GO): membrane
Molecular function (GO): D-glucose transmembrane transporter activity
Source: RefSeq, a predicted model, not a curated record